AUGCAGCUCACGGCUGGCGUAGCCCAACGCACACCUUGCUUCUGGCUGUCGAACAUGUCUAUCCGAUACUUGACUGCGCGAGCUGCUCAGCAGAUCGACGAAGAGCUGAUGAGCGCCGCGGGCGCGUUCAGCCUCGAUCAGUUGAUGGAACUUGCCGGACUCGCGUGCGCUCAGACUCUUGCUACUGUGUACAACAAGGAGAAAUAUCCGCGUGUACUCGUGUGCUGUGGACCAGGAAACCAGGGUGGUGAUGGACUGGUUGCUGCUCGACAUCUCGGUAUGUUUGGGUAUAGACCGUCGAUCUGGAUGCCCAAGCCUGGAUCGAAGGACAUUUACAAGCGCCUGCACGACCAAUGCAAAAACAUGCACAUCCCGACCCUCGAACCCUCCGCCGACGCCCUGAAAGACGCUCUCCCCUCACACGACGUGAUCCUCGACGCGAUCUUCGGCUUCUCGUUCAAGCCGCCCGUGCGCGCGCCAUUCGACUCUGCUCUACCUCUGCUAUCCGAGUCGAAGCUGCCGAUCGUGUCGGUGGACAUUCCGUCUGGGUGGGACGUCGAGAAGGGGAACGCGGAGGGUGUUGGGCUGGAGCCUGAUGUGCUCGUCAGUUUGACGGCGCCGAAGGAGGGCGCGAGAGGGUUCAAGGGGAGGCAUUUCCUAGGCGGUCGCUUUGUACCAAAGACGCUCGAGGAGAAGUUCGAACUGAACAUCCCGCCGUAUCCCGGCUUUGCACAGAUCGUGGAACUACCGAAGCUGUAG
Messenger RNA from Peniophora sp. CBMAI 1063, 759 nucleotides. The record is from the annotation of a GenBank genome assembly. Lineage: Eukaryota; Fungi; Basidiomycota; Agaricomycetes; Russulales; Peniophoraceae.